CCUAGUCGCAACCCACGCAAGUCACGUUGGCCGACGGUCACAUGCACAAGUCAAUCGACCGGUGCAUUGAUGCCGUCCCCGUGUACUUUGCCCCGCAUGCAACCGAGGCCGUGUCCUUCGAUAUUUUGGACACCAAGUUCGACAUGAUCUUGGGCAUGUCAUGGCUGCGAAGCGAGGAUCACCCGGUGAACUUCUACCAACGCACCGUUCACGUUCGUGAUUGGAACGGAGUACUAGUCCCAUGCACGGUGCCUCCUCCUCACCCUUCGAUCAGCUGCCACGUGGUGUCCGCCGCAAGCAUUCGAGCUUCCAUCAUCCGGGAUGACAUGGAGGAGAUGGGGGUGUGUUUUCUCCACACCCUCCCGCCCCAAGACAUUCCAUCGACGGACUCACCACCGGACCCACGCAUCACCGAGCUUCUCGAUGCCUACGGCGACCUGUUCGAAACCCCGCACGGAGUAGUACCGGAUCGGCCCAUCCGCCACGAGAUCAUCCUCGAGGAUGGGGCCGUACAUCCGCGUGGUUGCAUCUACCGCAUGAGCGAGGAAGAUUUAAGUGUGCUAAGGGCACAACUCGACGACCUUCUCGAGAAAGGCUGGAUUCGGCCUAGCUCUUUGCCAUACGGUGCUCCUGUUCUCUUCGUCCGGAAGAAGAACAAGGAGCUGCAGUUGUGCAUCGAUUAUCGCAAGCUCAACGCGCAAACCGUCAAGAACGUCGGCCCUCUUCCACGCAUUCACGACCUCCUCGAACGACUGGGCGGCGCCAAGUUCUUCUCCAAGCUUGACCUCAAAUCGAGAUAUCACCAACUCGAGAUCCGACAGGAGGACCGCUACAAGACCGCGUUUAAGACGCGAUAUGGGCAUUUCAAAUGGCUGGUUAUGCCUUUUGGCCUUACAAAUGCCCCGGCCACAUUCCAAGCGGCUAUGACAACGGAGUUCCGACACAUGUUGGAUAGAUUCGUACUCAUCUACCUCGACGACAUCUUGGUGUACAGCCAGAGUUUGGACGAGCAUGUGGAGCACCUGCGCACCGUUUUGGAGCGGCUACGACAAGCCAUGUACAAAGCCAACCGCGACAAAUGCAAAUUCGCGCGGCAAGAGCUGGAGUACUUGGGACAUUAUGUGACGCCGCAAGGCAUCCGUCCACUUGCGGACAAGAUCGAGGCCAUCCGCGUAUGGCCCGAGCCCACCAACACCACGGACGUUCGUUCAUUCAUGGGGUUGGCAAACUACUAUCAACGCUUCAUCACCGGGUACUCAAGGAUUGCUGCACCUAUGACGAGAUUACAAUCGCCAAAGGUGCCAUUCGUAUUCGAUGACGACGCACGCCGAUCAUUCCAAGCACUCAAGAUGGCCAUGCUCAUGGCACCCGUCCUUAGCAUCUAUGACCCCACCCUGCCAACGAGAGUGACAACCAAUGCUUCCGGCUAUGGCAUUGGGGCGGUCUUGGAACAACAUGACGGCGACGAUUGGCACCCUGUGGAGUAUUUCAGCCACAAAGUGCCUCCCAUCAAUUCACUUGAUGAUGCAAGGAAGAAGGAGUUGCUCGCGUUCGUGAUGGCUCUCAAGCGAUGGCGGCACUUCCUCCUUGGGCGUCGUAGGUUCACAUGGGUCACGAACAACAACCCAUUGACCUACUACAAGACGCAGGAUACGGUGAGCAUCACGAUCGGACGAUGGCUGUACUUCAUCGACCAAUUUGACUUCACACCAAAACAUCUCCCCGGCCUCUCCAAUCGCGCAGCAGAUGCACUCUCGGAAAGACCCGAUCUUUGCGCUAUGACACAUCAUGCCUUCGCAUUUGACGAGGAACUCCAGCGACACUUCAUCCGGGGCUAUGAGUCCGAUCCGGAUUUCGCCACGUUGUACGAGCAGCUAUCUUCGGAUCACCCGCCGGCCAGCCAUUAUCGCAUCGUCGACGGGUACUUGCUCCUUCACUCGAGAGGCAAGGACUUAUUGUGUGUCCCACAUGACCGUCGUCUUCGGACUCGCCUUCUCGUUGAGUACCAUGACUCGCGACUCGCCGACCAUUUUGGAGUCAAUUGCACUAUUGCACGACUUCGGCAACGAUUCCGAUGGCCUGACCUCAUUACCGAUGUCACUCGGUAUUGCGACUUUUGCGAAGUUUGCCGACGAAGCAAGCCCCGCAACUGCAAUCCCUACGGCGAGUUGCGCCCGAUGCCUAUCCCACAGGAACCCGGCCUCUCCAUUGCCAUGGACGUCACGGGUCCGUUUCCCCGCGACCGGCUCGGGCACGACGACAUCCUCACGGUCGUUGACCGUUUGAGUAAGUAUGCGCGAUUUCUUCCUUGCAAGUACUACGCCACGGCUCCCGAACUUGCGUGCCUCCUACACACCAACUGGAUUUGCAGCCAUGGCGUGCCGGAAGACAUCGUCAGCGACUGCGACACUCGCUUCAUGUCGGCAUUUUGGACUUCUCUCAUGCAGGAAUCCGGCAUGAAGAUGAAACCAAGUUCGUCUCAGCAUCCACAAACGGACGGGCAAACAGAGCGGGCACAUCAAACCGCUCAAAUGAUGCUUCGUACACUCAUCCGUCCGGAUCAGAAGGAUUGGGUUGACCGCCUCCCCGACAUCGAGUUCGCCUACAACACUUCGUUGCAUCCGGCGAUCGGCGUAACUCCAUUCGAGUUGCACCACGGUGGCCGGAAGGGCCGUAUCUUCACUGAUCUUCUCCUCCCACGAACAGCCGACAUAGACGCUGCUUGCUCCCCCGCUUCCGUUCGGAAGUACAGGGAAUUGAUGUCUCAAGCCCGCGCGAACAUGCAAAAGGCUCAAGUCCGCAUGCAGCAGCAAGCCAACAGGCAUCGCGUGCCAUGUCCCAUCCGCGCCGGUGAUCUGGUGUGGGUCUCCGUGGAAGAGUUUGCACUCGAACAGGAUGUUUCACGCAAACUGCUUCCCAAGUGGUUUGGACCAUGGCCCGUGACAUCAGCCGCGGGCGAUGAGCCCGAUGGCCCCUCAUUUGUGAUCAACAUUCCCCCGCAUCUGAUGGUCCAUCCAGUCUUUCACGCCUCGAAGCUGGCAACAUAUACACCAGCCAAGAGCGACGACUUCCCGGGCCGAAGAUCGCAAGAUCCUCCAUCUAUGGACGGUCAUCAGGAGGUUGACCGCGUCAUCACGGAUCGCAAGUACGGCAGCAAGCCUCGACAGUACAAAGUUACAUUCAAAGCAUGCGAUCCGACGACACUCGGUGGAUUUCAGGAACAGAUUUGAAAGCAUCCGCACCGCUGAUCUACGCUCACUACGAGCGAC
This is a messenger RNA of Chara braunii, 3269 nucleotides long. NCBI's taxonomy places the organism in Eukaryota, Viridiplantae, Streptophyta, Charophyceae, Charales, Characeae. The record is from the annotation of a GenBank genome assembly.